Molecule: messenger RNA, 1375 nt
Organism: Anthonomus grandis grandis
Lineage: Eukaryota; Metazoa; Arthropoda; Insecta; Coleoptera; Curculionidae
Gene: Sas10
Product: something about silencing protein 10
Exons: 8
Coding region: 128-1324 (398 amino acids)
Biological process (GO): maturation of SSU-rRNA from tricistronic rRNA transcript (SSU-rRNA, 5.8S rRNA, LSU-rRNA)
Cellular component (GO): nucleolus; small-subunit processome
Source: RefSeq, a predicted model, not a curated record
UUAGAGAAAAUCUACUUGAAAACAUAACCCAACUUUUUACUCACGUGUUUUUUCUGUUUGUUUUGAUUUUUUUUUUAUAUUUUGGUGGUGGUUGAUAUUUAGGUUGUGUUUGUUCUAAGUUUUAAAAAUGCCGUUUCGCAAACGGUUUCAGGACGAGGAAGAUGAUAUAUUGUCUUCCAGCUCCGAAGACGAGAAAAAACUACGAAAAUUUCGUGACAAACACCAGCUAGAUGAACAAUCAGACUCUGAAGUUGAAGUAUUGGGUGUAGGUUCAGAUAAUGAUUCUUCAGAUCAAAGUGAUAUUGCUUUAAGUGAUGUUGAGGGACAACAGGAUGAUGAUGAUUUACCAGAUGUCCGCGCAUGGGGUAAAGAAAAGAAAAAAUAUUAUGGAGCAGAUUAUGUGGAUGCAGACUAUGGUGGCUGGGGUAAAGAGGCUCAUGCUGCUGAAAUUGAAGAAGAGGAAGUGAAAAAUUUACAAAGCCAACUUAUACAACAGCUAGAUGACAAUGAUUUUAGCUUAGAUGUAGUGCUAAAGAAACCAACGAAAAAAGAAGAAGCAGAAGAAGUGAUAAAAACUGACCUCUCCCAACUUUCAAACAAGCAAAAACUUGCCAUUUUGAAAAAAGAAUCCUCAGAGUUUUUUAGUUUAGUAGAGGAUUUCAAAAACAAAAUGACUCUAGCCAAAGACUACCUCAAACCCAUUUUGGAACUAGUAAAAAGCGGUAAAAUGGAACAUUGCAGAACUGUUGAUCUAGUGCAAACAUAUUACCAAUUGAUCUUAAAUUACUCUAUAAACAUAUAUAUGUACCUUUUGCUCAAAGGAAAUAAUAAACUGAAAAACCAUCCAAUCAUUCAAAAGCUUUAUCAAUACAGACAAUUACUAUCUGAAAUUGAGCCAGUUUUUGAAGAAAUUGUAAAACCGCAAAUUGAAUGCAUUUUAUCAGAAGAAAAACAAACUGAGGCCAAGUCUGAAAUGUUCGAGCUGGUGAAGUCCUUGAAAAAUUCGAAGACAAAACCUUUAAUUGAAGAGACAAUACCUAGUAAGAAAAUGAAGCUUGACAGCGAGCCAAGUGAGGAUACUGAAGAUAUAGGUAAAAGGGCCAUAACCUAUCAAAUAGCCAAAAACAAAGGAACUCAAUUAGAGGGGAAGUCAAGAAAGAAGGGACUCAAGAACCCAAGGGUCAAAUACAAAUUAAAACUAAGAAAAGCUUUGAUUAAACGAAAGGGCGCUGUUCGAGAACCAAGAAAGGAGCUUAGUAGAUACAGUGGAGAAAUAUCCGGUAUCAAGACUUCCGUAAAGAAAAGUAUAAAACUAAAAUCCUAAUAAAUGAAACAUAUUAGAUUACCAAUAAAUAUGUAUUUACCAAAAGAUGAA